UCAGAUACUAAGGUUUUCUGCUGUGGUUCUGAAUUAGAUGGGUCUAAAAAUACUGUGGUAACAAUGAAACAUAACUCUUUCACCUAAACUCAGUUGGACAUGUUCUAUUAUAAUAGGCAUUGGGAGGUGAGGGGUGAAUCUCAACUUUAGCGAUGACUUCUGUGAAAUGAACGUGAUUAGUAAUUGGAAUUUGAUCACUUCUUGGCUUGAAUGAAGCUGGGUAAUUAAUCUAAGGCCAGGCGAUAAAUGGCCCAGAUUAUUCUUCAUCAGCAUGGUUACCUGGUAAUGAAUCAUUGUGGCAGGCCACAACUGUUACAUCUAGCCAUCGAAAUAAUCAUAUCAGGAGACAUAGUAUAACUUCUGACAGUGGUGACACUGGCAUUGGAACUUCCUGUUCUGACAGCGUGGAAGAUCAUUCAACUUCAAGUGGCACGUUAUCUUUUAAGCCUAGUCGAUCAUUGGUUACUCUUCCUACUGCCCAUGUCAUGCCGUCUAACUCCAGUGCUUCAGUUUCCAAACAUAGGGAAUCAUUGAUGUCAGAUGGCUCAAAAUGGAGUACAAGUCUCAUGCAAACAUUGGGAAGCCAUAGUAGAGGGGAGCAAGACUCUUCACUAGACAUGAAGGACUUCCGGCCCCUCCGGAAAUGGUCAUCUUUAUCCAAACUCACUGCCCCAGAUAACUGCAACCAGGGUGGCGUUGUACAUGCUGAUGAAUCAAGGAGUGGUUUGGAAAAGACAGGGAGAGCCAAAGUUUUAACAUCACAACUAAGAACAAUUGGGCCUAGCUGCUUACAUGAUAGUAUGGAGAUGCUUAAGCUAGAGGACAAGGAAAUAAAUAAAAAACGAUCUUCAACUCUGGACUGCAAAUAUAAAUUUGAGACCUGUAGCAAAGAGGACUUUAGAGCUUCUUCCUCCACUCUUAGGAGACAGACCUUAGACAUGACAUACAGUGCCUUACCUGAAAGCAAGCCCAUUAUGACAAGUACAGAGGCCUUUGAACCUCCGAAAUAUUUAAUGCUGGGUCAACAGGCAGUAGGUGGAGUUCCCAUUCAGCCUUCUGUGAGGACACAGAUGUGGCUUACAGAGCAGUUGCGGACAAACCCUUUGGAAAGUAGAACUACAGAGGAUUCUUACAGUUUAGCUCCUUGGCAACAGCAGCAAAUUGAAGAGUUUCGACAAGAAAAUGAAACACCAAUGCAGGUUUUGUCCGGAUCGUCUCGUCAAAGUUAUUCACCUUCUGGCUAUCAGGAUUUCAGUAAGUGGGAAUCAGUGCUGAAAAUAAAAGAAGGACUGCUAAGGCAGAAAGAAAUUGUAAUUGAUCGGCAGAAGCAACAAAUUACUCACCUACACGAGAGGAUAAGGGAUAAUGAAUUACGGGCACAACAUGCCAUGUUAGGACAUUAUGUAAACUGUGAAGAUUCUUAUGUGGCUGGUUUGCAGCCACAAUAUGAGAACAGUUCACUCCAGACUCCAUUCUCUGAUCAAUCAGUGUCCCAUUCCCAGCAAGAGGAACUUGAGCAAAAGCUUGCAUCUACUGAGAAAGAGGUUUUGCAGCUCAAUCAGUUUCUUAAGCAAAGAAUAAGCCAAUUUAGUGAAGAGAAGAAGAAACUGGAGGAAAAGCUUAAAACCAGAGAUAGAUAUAUCAGUAGCUUGAAAAAGAAAUGCCAGAAGGAAUCCGAACAAAACAAAGAAAAGCAGAGAAGAAUCGAGACCUUGGAAAAGUAUCUGGCUGAUCUUCCAACUCUAGAUGAUGUGCAGAGUCAGAGUCUACAGCUUCAGGUUCUAGAAGAAAAAAAUAAGAAUUUGCAAGAGACUCUCCUAGAUAUGGAAAAAAAGCUUGAAGAGAUCAAAAAACAGUGUCAAGAAAAGGAGGCACAGCUAAUAUGCCAGAAAAAGAAAGAAAAGGAGUUGGUAACUACAGUUCAGAGCUUGCAGCAAAAAGUAGAAAGAUGCCUUGAAGAUGGAAUACGCCUUCCCAUGUUAGAUGCAAAACAGCUUCAGAAUGAAAAUGAUAACCUGAGAGAACAAAAUGAGAAUGCUAGUAAGAUAAUAGACAGCCAACAAGAUGAGAUUGAAAGAAUGAUUUUAGAAAUUCAGUCUAUGCAAGGGAAACUUUCUAAAGAAAAAUCAACUACUCAAAAGAUGAUGGAAGAGCUGGAAAAGAAAGAAAGAAACCUACAGAGAUUAACAAAAACAUUGCUUGAUAACCAAAGGCAAACAGAAGAGACCUGCUCUUUCUUGGAUCAGGGCCAGGAAGCAGACCAAUCCAGACAGCAGACAGUACUUACCAAAUGGCCACUGUCUGAUUUGAGUGUGAUUGAUCAACUGUUCAAGGAAAUGUCCUAUUGUUUGUUUGACUUGAAGGCAUUGUGUAGUAUUCUCAAUCAGCGUGCUCAGGGCAAAGAGCCUAAUCUUUCAUUAUUACUGGGAAUCAGAUCAAUGAACUGUUCAGCUGAAGAGACUGAGAAUGAUUAUAGCCCAGAAACACUCACUAAAAAAUUGUCAGAUGUAUGCCAGUUACGGAGGGACAUCGAUGAAUUAAGGACUACAAUAUCAGACCGCUAUGCUCAGGACAUGGGAGACAACUGCAUUACCCAGUGAUCAACUAUUGGUCCCACAGCAAUAAUGACCCAUUUGUUAAAUGCU
Messenger RNA from Canis lupus familiaris (dog), 2645 nucleotides. It is a transcript of the gene CEP85L, whose product is annotated as centrosomal protein 85 like. NCBI's taxonomy places the organism in Eukaryota, Metazoa, Chordata, Mammalia, Carnivora, Canidae. The record is from RefSeq and is a predicted model, not a curated record. Gene Ontology annotation, cellular component: centrosome. The transcript has 13 exons. Bases 486 to 2600 code for a protein of 704 amino acids.